Molecule: messenger RNA, 1816 nt
Organism: Alosa sapidissima (American shad)
Lineage: Eukaryota; Metazoa; Chordata; Actinopteri; Clupeiformes; Clupeidae
Product: NXPE family member 3-like
Exons: 9
Coding region: 23-1777 (584 amino acids)
Source: RefSeq, a predicted model, not a curated record
ACAGCAAACAGGGCAGAAUUUUAUGCCACUGUGUAAAGCAAUGGCACAUAAUCAAAUGGAUCUAAAUAUCCACAAUUCACUGAUGUGCAAACUUUUGAGACUUGGCCGGUAUUGUCAAUUCUGGUAUGUGAUGUUAUUUGGACUUCUGUUUAUUGCGGUGAUGUGGUGGUCAUACAAUAUUGGAGACACUAAAAGCCGUGAGUCUCUCCUGCCGCAGCACAAGGACAGAGUCAGCAUACUUGUUAACAAAACACAAACGCUCAAAAUCCUAGAGGACCUGGACUUAAGACCGGAGGAGUGGGACCAGAUACAGAGAGCCGUUCAAUGGGGUGGACCGGACCAGGAGAUUACCACUGUAAAGAUGAGCACCAGUCCGGACCACACCACCUUUGUUAUUAAUAACUUUAAGGACAGUUACUAUGUGGGAGAGGAGCUCCAUGUCACCAUUGUUGCCAAGGACUUAACUGGAAGGCCAAAAACCUAUGGAGGCGAUUUCUUCAAAGUAAAGGUUUAUUCAGCCAAAUUAAAGGCUAGUGUGUUUGGAGAGGUACUGGAUCAUCACAAUGGCACCUACUUGGCCCGGUUUACCCUACCAUGGGUGGGGGAGGCAUCGGUGGCGGUCCUUCUGGUUCACUCCAGUGAGGCUGUGCAGAUCAUCAAGCGACACCGUGAAACAGACCCUGACCGUAACAUCUACUAUGGCUACUUUGUGGGCAAGAACUCUCAGGGUGCUAUAGUGGAGGAGAAGGCGGCCUGCAAUGUCAAAUGGGAAGGGGUGGCACUGCCAGGCGAGGAGCCCUGCUGCUGUGAAUACCCAGAUUUAAAGGCAAAGCUGACGUGGCUCUGCCGUAAACCCCCCACUCUCCCAUGCAAUACCCUGGUGUACCAUGGUAUGGGUCCGUAUUACGUGAAUCACUGGACAGACCUUGAAAAGGCAAUCAUGAACGAACAAUAUGUGGAGCGUUGGAUCAAGGGUGAUUCACGAGCAAUUAGAGUCCUUGCCUCUAAUUCAACUAUUGGACAGAGAGAGAAAUGUAAACCUGGAAUGCCCACACCGAUCCCAGCAGGAUUCUACAUGAAUGACGUUUGGACAUCAUUUGUGUGUGCCACCCGUCAUUUCAACGCUGCCAAUGACAAAACUCAGUGUUUGAAGGACAAACACAUCUACAUGAUGGGAGACUCCACUCUCUUACAGUGGUACAACUUCAUCAUCAAUUCCGUACCAAAUUUAAGGCGCAUGAACCUACAUACACACUCCCACAAUGGGCCUUUUUUGGCUGUGGAUGUGGGGAACAACAUCGACCUGAACUACCGCACGCAUGGUGUCCCCCGACGCAACCCCAAGGCCACGUUCACGGAUAUGCACUACAUGAGUAACGAGAUCGAUGGCAUGGCUGGUGGCCCACACACUGUUAUCGUCUUCAACAUUUGGGCGCACUUCAAACUAUUCCCACACUCCUACUUUGCCCACCGGGUGUCCCAGAUCCGCCGUGCAGUCGUGGACCUAUUGAGACGUGCGCCAGCGACCAAGGUCAUCAUCAAGACGGCUAAUUCAGGCUUAAGGAAUUUCGGUAGCGUUGACUGGCUAUCCCUGCAGCUGGAUAGAAUCCUGCGAGAAGUGUUCCGUGACGUGGGGGUUUACAUCCUGGACGUGUGGCAGAUGAACGCCUGUCACUAUAACAAAGAGGAAGUCCAUCCUGGCCCAGUGAUCAUCAAAAACGAAGUGGACAUUCUUCUUUCUUUUAUCUGCCCUGGAUUCAGCCUAAUGAUAGGCUAAUACACAGAGAGGACACAAUACAUAAUGAUGAAGGAGGAA